UACACACAUUUUGCACGCGGCUACGCUGUCAUACGGUUCUAUCGUGUCUAAAAUUCUCCUCCCCAGGGCAGCCGUCUUUUCUUGAAGAGGGUAUCAAGGUCAACCGACGCGGCGACGUAGUGACAUCCAAGUCGGUUCUUAGCGAACCGUAGUCGCGCCUCGCUGACAGAUCGUCCUGUGCGUCUCUCAGGCGUGCACGCCUGUCACGAGGAUAACGUCGUAAGCAUUCAGGACUGAUUAGAACAAUAAAUUUCCGUGAAAAUCCUCCCUGUAGAGAAUCGAUAUAUUUGUUCAUUCUGUAAUUCACCAUGAUGUGGGCAACAUUGCUCGCAGGACUCGUCUUACUGUCGGCGAUACCUUCUGGUUUUCCACGAAGCGUCUAUGAUGGCCGACAGAAACGCAGUAUUGAUCUAAACGAUGUCUACUACUCGAAAAUGCCCCAAUAUAGAUUACCAAACGAAGUUACGCCAACCAACUAUUAUUUGGAUAUCGAGAUACCUUCCAUCGAGAGCGAUCGAUUCAACGGUCGCGUCAAGAUCAACCUCACCUGGUCAGACACCAGCGAUAGAAUAAUUCUAAACGUUCAUCAAAAUCUAGAGAUUUCGAUGGUCAACAUUAGGAUGAUUCAACUAGCGCCUGAAGAAGCGGAGAAAGGCGUACCGAUGGGCGUUAAUAUCGCAAGAACAGAACGACAAAAACAGAAAUCCUGGUACAUCAUCCAUUUGGAGCAAAUGCUGAAGAAUGGAAGUGCCUGUGAGGUGGAUAUCACGUAUUAUGGAAAUAUCACGACCAAUGAGACUACUGGCCUCUACAAAAGCGGAUAUAUGGAUUCCGGUGGCCGAGAACACCUCUUCAUCGCCACUUAUUUACAAUUAGAUAACGCGCAGAAAAUGCUACCGUGUAUGGAUGACCCUCCUUAUAAAACGACUUUCAAAUUGAAAGUAUUAUAUCCUAAAGGUUUAAAGGCGCUCACAAACACACCGUCGAUCUCCCGACGCGAGUUGACCGAGAAAUCGAAAAUUGAAGAAGAAUUUGAAGAGACACCGAGAAUGUCGACGAAUCAAUUAGCUCUCAUAAUAUCAGAUUUAGAAUACAUUGAACCUCUAAAAGAAGUGAACAAAAUAGACGGAUGGAAAUUGCAAGUCAAAGUUUGGGGCCGCAAGGAAUUCAUGGAGCGGCUGGUUGACGUUCCUGAUAAAGUCGUGACGAUCAUUAAUUAUUUGCAAAAUUAUUUCAACAGUUCUUUUAGUUUAUCCAAAUUGGACGUAAUGGCCAUUCCCAUGUACAGCGCUUCUAAAGCGUCUGACAAUUGGGGUCUCAUGUUCUUCAAAGAAAGUGAACUCAGCAGUCCUCUAGUAUGGACCACUGCCUAUGAACUUCUCUAUCAAUGGAUCGGUCAAACUAUCACUCCGUAUCGUCGAAAUGAUGCGCCAGUUAAUAAAGCUCUCAAUUCGUUCUUAGCAUCUAUGGCGACAAUUGAUCUCAAUCCAAAUGAAAUGGAAGGAAAAUGGCCAAUGACAGUAUUGUAUUCUCUGUAUUACGAAUUUGCGCAGACAGCACCUUUCUCUAGAGUAGCUGGAAUUAGACACGAAGCAACAUGGACAAAAGCCGAGUUGGUUUUCCGAAUGUUUAAUUACACUUUUGGUCACGAACUGUUCCGAGAGAGCGUGAGAAAAUUCUUCCAUCAUCAGUCGAAAGAGAACCGCAGGACCUUUUUCGCCAACGAUAUUUUCACUUACUUGAACGAUUUGGCGAACGAGACGGACAAUUUGCCACCAGGUCUGACUGUCAACGGUAUCGCCGCAUCAUGGAUCAACCGGGAUCGAGUGCCGUUGGUCACGGUCAUUCGCGAUUACGAAACUAGAAGAAUCAAUCUCAGCCAGAAAGUUUAUCUGAGAGAUAUACCGCCACAAUCGACAGCAAAAGUAUCGUAUCAGUGGGACAUCCCGAUCGUGAUACAGUUUCAGAAUAAUCUAAAUUUCCACAAUACUAAACCGAUCGUAUGGUUAAGAAAAGAGAACGAGCCGAAGAAUUUAACUAUCUUGGACUUUACUACCAAAGAUAAUUUUAUCAUUGUUAAUCCCGAGGAAAUAGGAAUGUUUCCGGUGAACUAUGACUCCUGCAAUUGGAAGAUGUUAUCGCAGUAUUUGCAAGGACCAGAUCGCGAAAAGAUACCUCCGUUAACGAGAGCGAAGUUGCUGCACGAUGCAUGGAACUUGGCGUAUGCCGGCGAAUUGUGCUUUGGCAUUGCAAUGAACAUGACUCUCUUCCUGAAAGAGGAAAAGAGCCACGUGGUUUGGGAACCGGUGUUUACGAUGAUUCAUCAUAUUGGUCGGCGAAUUGAGGGACUGGACGUGUAUUUCAAAUUCGAGGUUUAUAUCCAAAGCUUGAUAAAGCCUCUUUAUUUGGAACUUGGCGAGAAUCCGCAACCGGACGAACCUUCCUGGAAAACUCAUAUGCGUGGUCUUAUGAAGAAUUUCCUCUGCCGGGCUGGAUAUGAACCUUGCGUUAAGGAAGCUAGGGACGAAUUCAACAAAUGGUUGACCGAUGAAGAACCAGACAAAGGAAACCCGGUCGCGAAUAAAUUCCUGUGCCCGGUGUUUAAAUGGGGCACCAACGAAGAAUGGGAGUUUGGAUUGCAGCGUGUCAUAAAUUUCCCGAAGACCAGCUUGGCGAGAAAACAGAACGAGCGCACUUACUUAUUAAAGACUCUUGCCGGGUGUCCGAAGGAUGCGAAUAAGAUUGAAAGGCUACUGCAAGUGGCUGUGUUGGAUCAGAACGAGAACUUCACGGACGCGGACAUCCAACUGAUCUUCAGCAUGUUGACCGGCGGUGCAACCGGCUACAAGACUCUGUUUAAUUUCCUACAAGAACACUGGUAUGCCGUGAAGGAGCGAUUCCAGAAUAAGACUUACCUCUGGAAUGGUAUCAUCAAUUCUGCCACGUCGUCCUUCAAUACGCAGGAGGGCUACGACAUGGUGAGCCAGCUUUACCUGGACCAUCAGAAUGAAUUCGAGUCGGCGGACGCCAUCAUCAGGAAGGCGCUCAGGGUCAUUAAGCAGGAAUCUAUUAAGUGGAACGAGGAAAACGUGCCGGUGAUCGACACCUGGCUCAAGGAGAACCUGUCUAAGGAAGACUUAGAGACGAUCGCGGCUGCGACGUCUACCUUUAUCCUCUCCACGACCAUCGUACCUACAACGACAGAUUAAACAGCUGAGCGAUGAGACUCGCGAAGCAUGGGUGAAUGAACGAACUCGAAAAUUCGGAAUUUUGAUAUAUUUAACCCAUGUAAGCAACAUCUUUUCAGCUGCACUGAAACUCGUUUCUUACUCCUUUUUUUUUAAACAUGAUAGCGGUACUUUUUAGUUUGCUUGAUAAAUAGAUAAUAGCAUCGCAAUAAUUUUAUUCUUAUAUCUAAUGUUUAUUCGAAUUGAUAGUGAGUUAUGCAACAAUUGUCAACUCAAACACGAUAUGGGAAUCGUGUUUCUGAGCGAGGAGGACUGAUACACGGUGGCAUAAUUAAAACGCGGCGAGAGGAUAUCGGAAAUUGCUCUAGAUAUAUAGUAAAUUAGAAGUACAGGUUGAAAAUAAUGUAUUACAUUUUAUAAAUAUUAAUUUUUAUUUUUGUAAAACUAAUGAAAAUCGAUAUUGCUCGUGUGAUGUAUUUAUUUCAUCGACACAGAUGGUUCACAAAG
Molecule: messenger RNA, 3695 nt
Organism: Camponotus floridanus (Florida carpenter ant)
Lineage: Eukaryota; Metazoa; Arthropoda; Insecta; Hymenoptera; Formicidae
Product: aminopeptidase N
Exons: 15
Coding region: 309-3209 (966 amino acids)
Biological process (GO): proteolysis; peptide catabolic process
Cellular component (GO): cytoplasm
Molecular function (GO): zinc ion binding; peptide binding; metalloaminopeptidase activity
Source: RefSeq, a predicted model, not a curated record